Neurospora tetraspora is the source of this 1549-nucleotide messenger RNA. RefSeq names its product homeobox KN domain-containing protein. Gene Ontology annotation, molecular function: RNA polymerase II cis-regulatory region sequence-specific DNA binding. The coding region runs from base 198 to 1382 and encodes 394 amino acids. Gene Ontology annotation, biological process: regulation of transcription by RNA polymerase II. NCBI's taxonomy places the organism in Eukaryota, Fungi, Ascomycota, Sordariomycetes, Sordariales, Sordariaceae. The transcript is spliced from 3 exons. The record is from RefSeq and is a predicted model, not a curated record.
UACAAGCACCCUCGAGUCCGCUCUUCCGUCAACAUCAAAGACCAAAGCACACGCAGGCUUCGUUGCCACUAGUCGUCCAUUCCUCACAGAAACACUACCUUCGUGUCUAACGGGCGCCUGAUAUCUGACAAGACAACAUCACAACGUUCCCCGAGACUAUUGUUUUCUCAACUCGACAUUUUUUUACUUCAGCCAAGAUGGCAACAUCAUUCUAUCAUCCACCGCACCACCAGCCCCAGAAAAUGCAUGGCUUGAACGUGAGUAGCUCACAGAGCGACCCGCGGUCGCUUCCGUCUCCCGGCUCAGCACUGCCACCCAUCCGCUCCAUUAUUCCGGAUUUUGAUCAUCUGGACAUGGACUACGGCCGCCGGCAAUCUCAGGCGCACAAAGAGAUCAUCGAUGGUGGAAACUCUCACGGAUACACCACUGAUCGUCUGCCAACCACGGGCUCCAGCCCCAGCAUCAAUGUCUUUUCGCAACAUAGUUAUGGCCACCAAAAUUCCGGAUCACGACCCUAUCUCGAUGGCCCGCUUCCGCGUCUGCCACUGUCGGACGCUUUUGCUCAAUACAACGAUCAUCAUCAACACGGCGAGCCACAGCGUGGCUACCCUCAGUACGGCCAACAUCAGCCCGUAUACCGUCAGGAUAGCUACCCUCCUCACGGGUAUCCUCAAGAUUCCUACUACCCCCUACCGGAACACCGUCACGGGGCUUACCCUCAACCCAGACCCCAGCAGAACCCCUACGAGCAGCGUGCCCACAGCGAGCGCCCGCGCCAUCCUCAUCCUUGGGGGAGCCAAUCUGAUUCUGCGGUAAGCCCUCGGGGCGGCGAUGGGGGCAAGAAUAAGAGACGUGGCAAUCUUCCCAAGGAGGUCACGGAGAAGUUGUACGCUUGGCUGUACGGUCAUCUAAAUCAUCCUUAUCCGACCGAGGAUGAAAAGCAGAAAAUGAUGAGAGAAACAAAUAUGCAGAUGAACCAGAUUUCGAACUGGUUCAUCAACGCCCGUCGCCGCAAAGUCCCGCUCCUCAUCGAACAGGCCAAGGCCGAAACCGAGGCCGCGAAGCAUUAUCGUCCCAACUCAUCACCCAUCGCCCGCCGAACUCGACCGGUUUCGGUUUCCCACACGAGACACUAUAGCCGCUCGGGCCCAGGCCGUGGCGUGCCCAGCCGCCGCAGCACCAGUGCCGAGCCGUCCAUUAGCAACCUUCUCAACCACCCGGAAUCUGAGGGGGACGUCCGGCCUCCACAGUAUGCCGCCCCCAUGAGCGACAGCGGCGUCCUUGAUUACAGCAGCCGUGAGAGCACCGAGUCUUAUGAGAUGGAUCCUCGUUAUCAGAGCUACGGGCAUGGGCAUGGGCAUGGGCACCAUGCAAGCAUUUGAAUCUUCUGGGGCCAUUGCCAUCUCAGCCACUUUUCUCGGAUCUGUACUUGGGCAUGUUUAACGGGAUGAAGGAGUUUCGGACAGCAUUAGGAGCAUGGGAAAAGGUCAUUUGGUUCUUCCUUUUCUUUCUUUUUUGCCUAUCCCUCUUCAGGAUGGCAUUUUUGGGU